This is a messenger RNA of Bombina bombina (fire-bellied toad), 2248 nucleotides long. RefSeq lists its product as uncharacterized. The record is from RefSeq and is a predicted model, not a curated record. The coding region runs from base 1056 to 1859 and encodes 267 amino acids. The transcript has 4 exons. NCBI's taxonomy places the organism in Eukaryota, Metazoa, Chordata, Amphibia, Anura, Bombinatoridae.
UAUGUGGGAGGAUGAAAAGGCCAUGCUAGAAAAUCCACCUAGUAAACAAAUUAGCGCUCCUACAGCAUGUAAAGUGUUGAUGGUUGAAUGAAUUAUAGAACCAAAUAACGAGAAGCUACAGCUAUUUUUGCACUAGUUUUGCAGUUUUAGUCAGAGGCUUUGCAAGAAGUUAGUUAUAAGGAAGAUGGGGUCAUUUAUAGGAAGGCAAGUUAGUACUAUUGAUUACACUGCAGACAUUGUUCAUAGAAUAUUGAUUCAAAGACGUGGCCUCCUAUAUGCUCAUGAAUGUAGAACUUAUUUCAUCAUAAUCUUAACAUAUCUGGUUAAACCAACCACUGGAAGAAAAACACAACUAUAACAUUGUACACAAUUGGUAAAAAAAGGCUAUAGGCUUUAUAAAAUGUACUGGCACAUAAUAGUAACUUGUUAAAGGGAUAUGAAACCCAAAUUUACAUUUUCUUCUUGCACUUAUUUCCAUUGUUUGUUCAUGUGCACAUCCAUAUAGUCUAAAGGUGUGUGCACGUCUAAAAAUACAGCUCUAUGUGUGCCACCCCACACCCACAUCUGAAUUAAACAUCUAUCUGAGGAACUAACACUUGCUUUUUUUUAACUUUUAUUCUAUUAAAUUCAUGGCUUUUUGUUAGUUGAAGAGGCUAUUACUUUUUGUACCAUUAGUCUUUUGCAGCAUCCCAGUGCAUCACUGAUGACAUCAUCUGAGGUUCCCUGCAGCACCAGGACCUGACAUCAGAGAGUUACCUUUAAAUGCUCUAUAAAAACCAGGAAGUAUCUCACUCAAGAGUAUCUAUAAACUAGAAACUGAAAUGAAAACCAGAGGACUUGCAUCAAAUUCCAUUACAGCAGAGUUGAAGGAAUCCCCGUGGGAUAGGAAACUGUAGAAAUAUCUGCUUUAAAGUUCUGAGACCAGAAGAGGUGCUGAAAGCAAGAAUGCAUAAAUUAAAAAACAAAAAAAGAAACGCCACAACCAGAAGGCGCACAGGAGCACUUAACACAAACCGUAUUGAACAGAACAAUGAUACAGGCUAAACCGCUCCGCGAUGGUAGCCAGUGAUCACCUAACGAACGGAGAUACUACAGACCCAGCAUGCCACAUAAACAGUUGCUUAACAGACCUCAUAGAAUGGAUGAAUGCUAGCUGUCUCAAAGUGAACCCGGACAAAACAGAGUUAGUCUUGGUGAGGGGACCCCGGGCAUCAAAAAUAUCCCACGAUCACCCAACUGGCCUGGAGCUUGGAGGUUCUAAACUCGUUAGUUCAGCAAAGGUACGAAACCUUGGAGUGCUGAUUGACGCUGGACUAUCUUUUAAACAGCAGAUUUCCUCCGUAAUAAAAUCUGCCUACUUUCAUCUGAAAAACAUAGCCAGGAUACAACACUUAAUUCCACAGGAUGAUAUGCCAACUUUAAUCCAUGCAUUUGUAUCCUCUAGGCUAGAUUACUGCAAUGCACUUUACUUGGGCCUCCAAAAAAAAGAACUCCAUCACCUUCAGACAGUACAAAACACAGCAGCCAGACUAUUGACCAAUCAAACUCGCUCCUGCCACAUAACACCUGUUCUCCACUCCCUGCAUUGGCUUCCAAUUAAAUGGCGAACAUAUUUUAAAAUUGGCCUGCUGACUUUCAAAGCCUUAAACAACCAAGGCCCACAGUACCUGAAAGAGCUCCUGACACCCUACAUCCCAUCCCGUUCACUUAGGUCAGCCAACACAUCACUCCUCUCAGUGCCAAGAAUAAGGACAAACUCAGGCUCCAGAGCAUUCGGCCACGCUGCUCCUACUUUCUGGAACUCUUUACCGUGCGCAAUCAGAGAGGCACCGUCCUUACAGACUUUUAAAAAAAGCUAAAGACCCACCUCUUCCAUCAGACAUUCAGUCCGCUUAUCUGACCUUCAGAAACUCCUAAUUUUUAUGUCUUAUGUUGGUAUAUUUGUAAAGUGCUUUGAGUCUCACAGGGAGAAAAGCGCUAUAUAAAUCGCAAAUUAUUAUUAUUAAUAUUAAAAAGAUAGGCAACAAACGCUGUGACACAAGAUACAUAUAAAAGUGAGAAGCAGCAGCAAUUUUAUGAUGUUUUUGGCAAUUCGAUAAGUAACCUUUUAAUCUAAUUACUGAUGCACCUCCCCAAGGUAUCCAUUUGCCAUUACCUGUGACAAUAACAGUUAUUGAAUCACUGUAACUUACAUGGAUGUUGUUAAACAGUGUAAUUCACUGUUGUAUUAAAAAAGCACUAAGCUGUG